GGUAUUUCUUGCGUUAGUAUCUGAAGGAGUUAGUACUCCACGGUUUUAAGAGUACUCGUGUAUUGUAGCGUGUUUAGUAAAUUAGAAGUGCUUUGUUGAGUGGAUUUAUGUUUCAGUACAUUAUUCGAUCGAGUAUCAACCAUGGUCCCUAACAAGGGUUCCAGUGACGUUUUGUCUGAACAUUCUGAGCCCCAGUUCACUAAACUCAUAGCUCCACAAGCAGGGCCGAGGAAAUACAAGAUAGUGUAUCGAAAUUUGCUCACAUUCGGCUAUUGGCACUUAUCAGCUGUUUAUGGGCUCUACUUGUGCUUUACUUGUGCGAAAUGGGCUACCAUCUUAUUUGCAUUUUUCUUAUACGUGAUCGCGGAAAUCGGUAUAACAGGUGGCGCUCAUAGGCUAUGGGCACAUCGGACUUAUAAAGCCAAGUUGCCUUUAGAGAUUUUGUUACUCAUAAUGAAUUCUAUUGCCUUCCAAGACACUGCUUUCACCUGGGCUCGAGAUCACCGUCUUCAUCACAAAUAUUCGGAUACUGACGCUGAUCCCCACAAUGCUACACGAGGGUUUUUCUAUUCACAUGUAGGCUGGCUUUUGGUGAAGAAACACCCUGAAGUCAAAGCAAGAGGAAAAUUCUUGUCGUUAGAUGAUCUUAAGAAUAAUCAAUUGCUUAAAUUCCAAAAGAAAUACGCUAUUCUAGUUAUAGGCACGUUAUGCUUCCUUAUGCCAACAUUUGUGCCCGUAUACUUCUGGGCCGAGAGCAUCAGCACGGCCUGGAACAUCAAUCUAUUGCGAUACGUCAUGAAUCUUAACAUGACUUUCUUAGUUAACAGUGCAGCGCAUAUGUUUGGCAACAAACCAUACGAUAAGAGCAUAGCUUCAGUCCAGAAUAUUUCAGUUAGCUUAGCUACUUUUGGCGAAGGAUUCCAUAAUUACCAUCACACUUACCCCUGGGAUUAUCGUGCGGCAGAAUUAGGAAAUAAUAGGCUAAAUAUGACUACUGCUUUCAUAGAUUUCUUCGCUUGGAUCGGCUGGGCUUAUGACUUGAAGUCUGUGCCACAAGAGGCCAUUGCAAAAAGGUGUGCGAAAACCGGCGAUGGAACGGAUAUGUGGGGUCGAAAACGAUAAUUCAACCCGGAACGACCAAAACAUCCCUUAAUUACUCUUAUGAAUGAAUGCCUGAAUUUUCGACACAUAUUUUAUAAUGUAUUAUGUAAAAGAUGGCAAAAUACAUGUUUCUUUUAAUUUUGUAUAAGAAAAUAUUUUUUUUGUAAUUAAACUUUUUAAAUAAU
Messenger RNA from Amyelois transitella, 1286 nucleotides. Its product is annotated as acyl-CoA Delta(11) desaturase-like. Gene Ontology annotation, biological process: unsaturated fatty acid biosynthetic process. Gene Ontology annotation, molecular function: stearoyl-CoA 9-desaturase activity; iron ion binding. The record is from RefSeq and is marked provisional. Lineage: Eukaryota; Metazoa; Arthropoda; Insecta; Lepidoptera; Pyralidae. Gene Ontology annotation, cellular component: endoplasmic reticulum membrane.